AAAACUCCCAAAACCGAAAGACAAAAAAAAACCAAAAUAGGAUCGGAAAUAAGCCCUCAAAUAGGAUAAAAUUAUCACAGAGUGACUACUAUUCGUCAUUCCAUUUGUCGAAUGAUUCGUAAAUUUCCUCGUCAUCAGAAUCACUGUUGUAAUUAGCGAUAAAAUAUACAAAAAAAAAAUUAAAAUUUAAUUGGAUUUUAAUAAAAGAAGAAUUUUUUUGAUAAAAAAUGGGUCGAAAAAUCACCGUUGCAGUAGCAACUUUAAACCAAUGGGCUUUGGACUUCGAAGGAAAUAAGGCGAGAAUUCUUCAAUCCAUAUUGGAAGCACGUGAAAUGGGAGCUACUUACCGAACAGGUCCUGAACUUGAAGUGACUGGCUACAGCUGCGAAGAUCACUUCCACGAAUCCGACACGUUUCUCCACUCAUGGGAAGUUUUAUUGGAGCUCAUGUUGUCGCCCGUGUCGCAAAACAUCCUCAUUGACGUCGGCAUGCCCGUUCAGCAUCGCAACGUCACGUACAACUGUCGCGUCGUCUUCUACAACAAGAAAAUCCUCCUAAUUCGCCCCAAAUUGGCAAAUUGUGACGACGGAAAUUACCGCGAAACCCGUUGGUUCACGCCAUGGGCAAAAUCACAAAAAACCGAGGACUACUACUUGCCACGAAUGAUUGCGGCGCACACGGGACAGUACACGGUGCCCAUUGGAGAUGCCGUGAUUGCGACAAAGGACACGUGCAUCGGCUACGAAAUUUGUGAGGAGCUGUGGAAUCCGAAGAGCACCCAUAUUGACAUGUCGUUGUCAGGCGUUGAAAUUAUCUCGAAUGCCUCGGGGAGUUACAUGCAGCUAAGGAAGGCCUAUAUAACGACAGAUCUCAUUCGAAAUGCGAGUUUUAAGGCGGGCGGUGCUUAUUUGUUCAGUAAUUUGCGCGGAUGUGAUGGGCAACGAGUUUAUUUCAAUGGAUGUUCGGCAAUUGCCUUAAACGGGGACAUUAUUGAACGUGGGAAGCAGUUUUCGUUGCAAGAUGUCGAAGUUACCGUUGCUACAAUUGAUCUCGAGGACAUUCGUGCUUAUCGGUCGGCAUUGCGAUCACGUUGUUCGACCGCUUCGGCGACUCCGACAUAUCCGCGGAUCCAAACCGACAUCGAAUUGUCGCAAACGAACGACGUUUAUCUCCAAACAAGUGUCCCGAUUCAAUGGAUUUAUCACUCAGCUGAAGAGGAAAUCGCUCUCGGACCUGCUUGUUGGCUUUGGGAUUAUCUCCGACGUUCCGGACAAGGAGGCUUCUUCUUACCGUUGAGUGGCGGCGUUGAUUCCAGCAGCACCGCAACGAUCGUUCACUCCAUGUGUCGUCUUGUCGUCGAUGCAGUUCAAACGGGAAACGCUCAAGUCUUGCACGACGUUCGUAAAAUUCUUGCUGAUCCAACUUACACCCCAGAUAAUGCACAAGCGCUCUGUAAUCGUCUCUUGGUCACUUGUUACAUGGGCAGCGAAAAUUCCAGUGUCGAAACGCGUCAAAGAGCUUCGUUGCUCGCGGGACAAUUGGGUUCGUAUCACUUGGAAAUCGCCAUUGAUGGAGCAGUUCGAGCACUGUUGACUAUUUUUACGACAGUCACGGGAAUGGUUCCGCAAUUCAAGACGAAAGGCGGUUGUCCGCGACAAAAUUUGGCAUUGCAGAAUAUUCAAGCGAGAUUGCGGAUGGUUCUUUCUUAUUUGUUUGCCCAAUUGAUGUUGUGGGUCAGAAAUCGCCCGGGAGGAUUGUUAGUUCUGGGAUCAGCAAAUGUGGAUGAAGCAUUGCGAGGAUAUAUGACCAAAUAUGAUUGCUCUUCUGCUGAUGUAAAUCCCAUUGGAGGAAUUUCCAAAACGGAUUUGAGGAAAUUUUUGAUUUAUGCGAAGGAGAAAUUCAAUCUUCCAAUCAUCGGUGAAAUUGUUCAAGCUCCCCCCACUGCCGAACUAGAGCCACUCGUCGAAGGUCAAUUAGCGCAAACAGACGAACAAGACAUGGGAAUGACGUAUGCCGAGUUGAGUGAAUAUGGGCGUCUUCGUAAACAGCAAUAUUGCGGUCCGUACAGCAUGUUUUGCAAAUUGGUUGGUGCCUGGAAAGGAGUUCAUUCGCCCGAAGAGGUUGCAAACAAAGUCAAACACUUUUUCCGAUGCUACGCCAUUAAUCGUCACAAGAUGACAGUUUUGACUCCUUCAUAUCAUGCCGAGUCUUACAGUCCCGAUGAUAAUCGUUUUGAUCAUCGUCCGUUUUUGUAUCCCGUCGCUUGGACCUGGCAAUUUAGAUCGAUUGAUGAGGAGUUAAUUCGCAUCAAAACUGGCGUUUCGACCACCAAUAAAGGUUCCUCCGUGGAAGAUCAUCAACACCAAAUGAGUCAACAUUCCGCAAAUCGCGACUCCAAAAAUACUUCUCCCAUCUUUUUCGGCUUGCAAGAGAAAAAGAGCAUCCACAAGAGUCACACGAGCGUUUUGGGAAAGAUUAAAGAUCGCACAGGCGUUCCCGUCUAGGAUUCGGGGUGCAACAAAACAGACGAUACGGAAUCAAACAUCUCCGAUAUUGGCUCCGAUGUCGAUUUUCUUGAAGAUGCAACACCUUAACCCAACUUUUGAGACACUCGCUUAGACAACUCUAGAAAUUAGACCAAUUUUUGUAGCCUUUUUGACAAAUUCAUUGCAAUUAUUAUUGAAAGCCAUCAUAAAUGUUAGUCUCCCGUUGUUAAAUUUUACGAUAGUUUUAACGAAAAACGAUGAAAACCGAUCAAUUUUAGAUCAAAAUAGUUUUUAGAGCAGCAAAGUAGAGCCUUUUUAAUGUUAUGGCAAAUUUAUCGUGUUCCUAGAUCGUACUUAGAAGCGAAAAAUAUUAUGAAAAAAACGUUUUUUAGAAUCGAAAAUAGCACAAUUUUUAAAAAAUUAACAAUUUUAGACAUACAGAAGCACACAGGAUGAUAAAUACUCAAAACGUAUGAAAAAACAUUUUAUCAAGUAGAAAAUUUUGUGA
This is a messenger RNA of Culicoides brevitarsis, 2994 nucleotides long. RefSeq names its product glutamine-dependent NAD(+) synthetase (gene Nadsyn). Lineage: Eukaryota; Metazoa; Arthropoda; Insecta; Diptera; Ceratopogonidae. Gene Ontology annotation, molecular function: NAD+ synthase (glutamine-hydrolyzing) activity; glutaminase activity; ATP binding. The record is from RefSeq and is a predicted model, not a curated record. Gene Ontology annotation, cellular component: cytoplasm; endomembrane system. The transcript has 7 exons. The coding region runs from base 228 to 2504 and encodes 758 amino acids. Gene Ontology annotation, biological process: intracellular signal transduction; NAD+ biosynthetic process; protein phosphorylation.